Molecule: messenger RNA, 1263 nt
Organism: Phytophthora sojae
Lineage: Eukaryota; Oomycota; Peronosporomycetes; Peronosporales; Peronosporaceae
Exons: 1
Coding region: 1-1263 (420 amino acids)
Source: RefSeq, a predicted model, not a curated record
AUGGCUGCGUCGGUUCUGGGCGGCGGCGCCAGAGCGUUGUUCACCUCCGGCGCCUCGCCUCGAGCCAUCGACAUGCUGGAAACCGCGGGUCUGGACGGGCAGAUGAUGUCCGCUCGGCUGUUCGCAACGCCCGACUGCAGCAUCCCCGGGUGCGCGCGGUUGGCCCCGAACGCCAUGGCCACCACACGCAAAGUCGCGGUUAGCGACGCGGAGCUGCGACGACGAGUGGAAGGCGUGCACGUGACCACGGACUUCAACAACGCGCUGGCCAAUGUGUCGCUGCACGGCUGGAAGUGGCGGAACGACUGCCGAGCCUUCUCCAUGUUCACCAACAGCGUCGCGACUGUGGCGGACGCUCAGGUGCUGGCCAUGGGGACGGUGUCUGGCGGCCGCGCGCUUGAGCGCCUCGUGUCGCUCUUGCGGACGCCCAACGAGAGCGACUUCAACGCCGUCAUGCAGGAGCUCUACAAGCGCGACUUCAUCUACGGCUCCAUGGUGCACGCCACCCCGUCGGACCCCGCAGCGCUGGGUGACGGCAGCCUCUUGGCCGUCAAGACGUGCUCCUUCGUACGCUCCAAGAGGUUCUCGCACAAGAAGAACGAGCAGAUGUGCUACAUCGAGCAGUUCCGACCGACCAAGGAGGGCUUCUCCCUCGUCUUCACGUCGCUGCCUCAGCACGAGGUGCUGGCGGGCAAGGCGAGCGGCAAGCACGUGGCCGAGCUGUGCCCCUUUCGAGGCUGGUUGCUGGUCGAGAGAGCGCCGGAGAGCAAGGCGAGUGUUCGAGUGCUCUUCCACGCCAGCCUCGACCCCGACUUCGUAGACGCCGACAAGAACCACAGCCUCGGGCUCUGCUCAGCCAAGACGACGGCCGCUAGACUCCUUCGCCUUGCCAAGGGAGUCUGCAGACUGGGUGAGGUCCUGCACCAGCAGCGCCAAAUGGACAGCGCCAACCGUAAGGCCAAGAAGCCCAACAACAACUUCCGAGAGGUCAACACGGACGUCUCCAACUCGCACUGUGUGGCGUGCACGUCCAAGUUCGAUCUGCUGAGACGGAGACGACGCUGCGGACUCUGCGCCUACAACGUCUGCGCCAAGUGCUGCUACCGCGAGCCGAUGAUCAUCUACAACCGCUACGCGGCCACCAUCCAGUUUUGCGCCCGAUGCCGAGAGUGCAUGGUCGGAGGCGAGUACCCGCACUUGCGGCUCGCAGCUCGACGCCACAGCUCGCCCGGCAUCGAGAUCCCGUUCGGUACUCCUCGGUAG